CCACUUCCAGCUGUUUCCUCUUCAUACUCCGUGUUCACUUUUCUCAAAUACAAAGCCACCCUUCGUAUAAAAUCUUUAAUCCAUAGAUACUUCUUUCUCAGAUUCUACUCUAAAGAGUAUUUUACUCACACUACUCAUAACUACACUCUCAACCCACUUAUCUUAUCGAUUUCUAUGGAGUUUUUCUCUAGUUUUUCUGAUCCACAUCCUUAUUCUUCUGGUUUUUGGUCACCUGGUUUUGACUUGCCUGCUGCUUCUUCUCCGGUAUCUGACGGAAACAGUUCUAUAUCUUGCCGGGGAAAUUUUUCCGAUGAAGAUGUGUUAUUGGCUGCGAGCUAUCCAAAGAAGCGAGCGGGUCGUAAGAAGUUUCAAGAGACUCGUCACCCAGUGUACCGAGGAGUGCAGCGGAGGAAUUCUGGGAAGUGGGUUUGUGAAGUUAGGGAGCCCAAUAAGAAGUCGAGGAUUUGGCUGGGGACUUUUCCGACAGUGGAAAUGGCGGCAAGGGCGCAUGACGUGGCAGCGCUUGCUUUGCGAGGGCGAAUGGCUUGUUUGAAUUUCGCAGACUCAGCCUGGCGACUACCUGUACCAGCUUCAACUGAUGCUAAGGAUAUCCAAAAGGUGGCAGCGGAAGCAACGGAGGCGUUCCGGCCUACACAGGAAGAGGGAGGUUUGAAACAAGAGAGCGAGAAAAUGGUUGAAGAAGAGAGGACGACAAUGUCGGAUGAAGUGUUUUUUAUGGAUGAAGAAGCAGUUUUUGGAAUGCCGGGAUUGCUUGCAAAUAUGGCUGAAGGGAUGUUGUUGCCGCCUCCCCGAUGUGAAAUAGAUGGUGAUGAAGCGGAAAGAGAUGGCGAAAUGUCACUUUAGAGCUACUCAAUUUAAUUAUUAAAAAAAAAAAAACCAUACGAAUAUUAAAAGCACUGGGAGUGACUAGUUAGACUAUGGAAUUGUGUUUGGCUGCUAGGAAAACUUAGUAACUUAGUGGGUUCCGUACUUAUAAUUUUUGACUAGUACGGUGCGAGCAUACAUACUUAUGAAAAGAAGUUGUGCUAUAUAGUUGCUAAUAAUAAUGGAGCAAAUGCUCAAAAUGUGCACUAUAGUAGAAGUUUGAAAAAGCUCUUUUACCCGCUCGGGUUGUUUAAUGUA
This is a messenger RNA of Mangifera indica (mango), 1143 nucleotides long. RefSeq names its product dehydration-responsive element-binding protein 1A-like. Gene Ontology annotation, biological process: regulation of DNA-templated transcription. The transcript has a single exon. Gene Ontology annotation, molecular function: DNA binding; DNA-binding transcription factor activity. The record is from RefSeq and is a predicted model, not a curated record. The coding region runs from base 175 to 864 and encodes 229 amino acids. NCBI's taxonomy places the organism in Eukaryota, Viridiplantae, Streptophyta, Magnoliopsida, Sapindales, Anacardiaceae.